AACAGAAGAUUUGUUGAGUGAGUAUUAAGGAGAGCUGGAUUUAGCACCCCAAAUCUUAGAUUUCACACCCCCAAUUUUCGGAUUUUCGGGUUCCCAAUUAUUUCGGAAUCUUAUAUUCCGAAAUUAAUUCAUGAUUUGUAGUGCAAAAUACAUGUAACACCCCACUUUUGAGUGAAAAAUGCUUCGGAAACCUUAUUUCCGAAAUAUUUCAAAAACUAAAUUUCCGAAAGUGGGGUGACAUUUCUAAUGAGUGGGGUGCCAAAUCUAGCUCUCAGUAAGGGGAGGGAAAAUGGCUCAACCUCAAGCUCACACUCUUUGCUCUUCCCCUUAUUCUGGCUUCCAUGAUUGCAAACCCAUGACCACUCUUACUAUCCCUUCUCCUUAUUCUUUCCGAAGUCUCAAACUGCCAAACUUUCCUUCCUCCCAUAAACUCUCUCUUCUCCCUCUUCAAUCCAAAACCUUUCUCCAACCUACCCUUUUCUCCUUGCAACACUCUACUCCUCCAGCUCUCAAUUCUCUAGAAGAUGCAAAACUCGAUGACCCAGAUGCAAAAUCUUCAAAAUUUCACGUCCGGGUCAAACCCAGAACCCCCAGAACCAAACAGCUUCGGAAGAAAACUUCUGAUACCAGUUCUUCCAUCCUGAAACUAGCCAAGUCUCUGGACUCAUGUGAUCCCAGUGAGCAAAAAGUCUCUGAAGUUUUGAAAGGUUUUGGGGAUAAUGUUACAGAACGUGAAGCUGAGCUCAUUCUCCACAACAUGGAGAGUCCUGAAACUGCAUUGCCUGCUGUUGAGUACCUCCAGCAGAAGAUUGAACCAGCUAGGCAAGUUGUUCUCUACAACGCCACCCUGAAGCUGUGUAAGGAAAUUAGGGACUUUGAACGAGCAGAGAAGGUGUUUGAUGAAAUGCUUCAAAGAGGUGUCGAGCCUAAUCUCGUUACAUUUUCAACUAUGAUUAGCUGUGCUUCCAUGUGUUCUUUGCCACAUAAGUCUGUGGAGUGGUUUGAGAAGAUGCUCUCCUUUGAGUGUGAGCCUGAUGACAACGUGUACUCGGAUGUGAUAUAUGCUUAUGCGCUUACUUGUAAUGUUGAUAUGGCUUUGAGCCUGUAUGAUCGCGCGAGAAAAGAGAAAUGGCGCAUUGAUACGUUGGCAUUCGCAGCAUUGGUUAAGAUGUAUGGGAUGGUUGGAAAUUAUGAUGGAUGCUUAAGUGUUUACAAUGAGAUGAAGGUUCUUGGUCCUAAGCCUAACAGGGUAACAUACAACAAUCUGUUGUAUGCCUUGGGGAGAGCCAAGAGGGGCUGGCAGGCUAAGGCUAUAUACAACGAGAUGAUAAGCUGUGGAUAUUCACCAGAUUGGUCAACUUAUUCAGUUCUCUUGCAAGCCUAUUGUAGAGCGCGGUUCGGUGAAGAUGCUCUGGGUGUGUAUAGGGAAAUGAAGGCAAAGGGAAUGGAUUUGGAUGUUGUUCUUUAUGGCAUGCUUUUGGACAUGUGUGCUGAUAUUGGCUACAUGGAUGAAGCUAUUCAAAUAUUUAUAGAAAUGAAAAGUUCUCCGACUUGCCAGCCAGAUAGUUUCAUAUACUCAUCCUUGAUUAACAUGUAUUCAUGCAAGGGGAAAGUUUCGGAGGCGGAAGCCAUGUUGAAUGAAAUGAUCCGUGGUGGAUUUGAGCCUAAUAUUUUAGUUCUGACAUCACUUGUCCAUUGCUAUGGGAAAGCAAAGCGAACCGAUGAUAUUGUGAGGAUCCUCAAUCAACUCUUGGAUUUGGGUAUCAGUCCUGAUGAUCGCUUCUUUGAUUGCCUUCUAGCUGUUAUGACCCAAUUACCAAAACAUGAAAUUGGUAAAAUAGCAGAAUGCCUUGAGAAGGUUAAUCCAAAGCUUGGGUCAGUGGUUAGAUAUUUGACGGAGGAGUGGGAGGGUGAUGGAAAUUUUAGAAAUGUAGCAUUAGAACUUUUUGAUUCAAUGGAUCAUCAUCGUGUAAAGAAGUCAUUCUGUAAUUACAUAAUUGAUCUUUGUGUGAAUCUGGAUGUGCCUGACAGAGCUCGCGACCUUCUGAAUCUGGGGUUGAAACUUGAGAUAUACACAGAAAUACAGUCCAGGUCUCAAACUAGGUGGUGUUUGCAUCUAAAGAAACUCUCACUUGGGUCUGCUCUUACUGCCUUACAUGUUUGGAUAAGUGACUUGUCUACUGCUUUGGAAUCUGGCCAGGAGAUUCCACCACUACUUGGAAUAUAUCUUGGGCUGGGGAAACAUAAAUCUUCAGAUAAAGACUUGGGUAUUGUAUUGGAAUCACAUCUGAAGUUACUAAAUGCUCCAUUCCAUAAGGCUAAUGAUAUGGCUGGCUGGUUUUUAACUACAAACGAAGAAGCAAAGUCAUGGCUACAGUGUAGAGGUUCGACUGAAUCGGUAGCUGCUUUGAAGGGUUUUAGAUAGGGAUGUUGAUUAGACUGAGAUUCAAUGGGCGUGUAUAAAAUUUACUCACAAUAGUAGAUACUAUUUUUCCUCUCCAAAAGGGUCUGGAUUCAUUCAUAGGCAAUUUGUUCAAAAUAAUUUGUAGGUAUGUGGUAUGUCUAUUCUAUAAAACCAAACUCAAACCAUACCAACAAAAUAUAUUCAUGAUAAUUUUUUAUUACAA
This is a messenger RNA of Lotus japonicus, 2627 nucleotides long. Its product is annotated as pentatricopeptide repeat-containing protein At4g16390, chloroplastic-like. Gene Ontology annotation, cellular component: chloroplast. The coding region runs from base 290 to 2425 and encodes 711 amino acids. The record is from RefSeq and is a predicted model, not a curated record. NCBI's taxonomy places the organism in Eukaryota, Viridiplantae, Streptophyta, Magnoliopsida, Fabales, Fabaceae. The transcript has a single exon. Gene Ontology annotation, molecular function: protein binding.